GCACGCAUCACGGAUUGUAUUGACAGCACUACUUCUCAACCUUGUCCCCUUUUACGACUAUUAUACUGGAAUAUUUCGGUCACCAUGCCUCAAAACUUCCACAGCGAGGCUACAAAGAGAUAUGCCCGGUCCAGUGGUCGUUCGCCAGGACAUGACACUCGGGGCGAGGACAUUUGCAACAGAGACAAGCCCCGAAAAAUGUGUAGAUCAUCGCCAACAGGACUCAAUGGGCAUCCCACCUCUUCUCGCCGGAAAACGCUGGAAUCAGGCUCAGUUGUGCCGGAAUUUGCGCACCUGGUCAGCGAAAAUUCGGACAUUUCAGACGCUCCAACCCGCAUCACUACUAGCGACAGCUGCUCAAGUCGGCCAUACUCUAGUCGAAAUGAUGACAGCCUUUCUACGUCCGACUUUCACCGCUCAGUUAUAUUCUCGCCAAUGCAGAUCCUCAAGUCGCCACCCUUGGGGGAGCAUCUUCAUGGCCCUGUCAGAGCUGGAACACCAUACCCUUCAGAAGAACGCGACCUGUCGAGGUCAAGUCAGAAGUUAGGCUCUAAGGAACUUGAAAGCGAGAGUAGUGUCGAGAGAACUGCGGAAGCGUUGACAAAUAUGCAGUUCAAGAGCGACAAGGCGAAGUUGGUGACUAUAGGUGGCCGUUCGAGGACAUAUCACAAUGCGCAGCACAGUCCCCGUCACACGACAGAUACUGUAACCGACUUUCCAAUUCACGGUACAUUUCGCACAAAUACAACCCACUCUAACUCUGCGAGAACCAGAACGCCAGCUCAUUCAGAAAGUUUGGCGAGGAACUCCACGCCAAUUGUCCCAGGGGCGUGGCCUGCAACUCCUCCACCACAAUUACCACGGGGCUUCUCUGACUGCAACACACCACCGGCCUCCUCUCAAGAUGAAAUUAAGGACGCGUCUUCAAUCGCUAGCCUGCCAAACCAGGUCAUGGCUGGAUGUCUUCGAGAGCUAUCCAUAUCACACCUAAUUCAUGGCCCCGAUACCAGUUCCCGAAACAAUGAGAUGAAUGUGGCUCGAACCGGACAUUGGAACACGCACAAUCCAUUCGCUUCAAGACCUCUCAGAGAUCUUUCUCGGCCAUCUCUUCUAAGUAAUGCACAUAAUCGAGUCUCUGUGGACGAAAUGUUUGCCAGAGACUAUUACACCAAUACGAUGGAGAUGGUGCAAAACAGGAGUAAUCCUGCACGCAUCACCCAGGAGUAUCAAUCUCAAUACCAGCCUCAGAGUCGAGAAGAAACCAUUUAUCAGGGCGUAAAACCUAAUCAGUGGACUGAGAAGAGGGACAGUGCUUCCAGUAUGGGCACACAUCAAAGUCCAAUAGAUCCCUCUCCUCUAGAUCGAAAUAUCGAAGAUACUAACGACAGUUCCGAAGAGGACCAAGUAGCAUCCCGCGGAGACGAUUCCAGCCGCAUUAUGCAUGAAUAUUUGAAUCAGAAUCCAUACGCCAGUGCCCUUGCAUAUGCGGGGAGACCUUUGCCAUCACUUCCAGUGCGAGAUGUACCUGGCAUGACGACGACCAACACUCUAUCAUCGGUUUCACUUGCUUUCGAUGCUGCAUCAGAUACUACCUCUCCCCAUGUAUCUAUCAUAAGUCCUCCGUCGCCUCCCAUAGCGUCUGCCCAGGCGACACCGCGUCCACUUCCGACUCCACAGAUACCACAGGUACCACAAAGGGCAUCCACACCUGGUCUUACUCGCACUACUUCGCUGAACCCUACCAAUACUCACCUUAACCAAACCUCGAGCAAUCCGGUAUCAUAUACGUGCUCUACUCGUGCUUCCGUCUCCAUACCAGGGACGUCCAACCCACCUUCUCCCAGUGUUGGAGUCUACAACAGCAAGGAAUCCAUUUUACGUACAGCAAGCGGACGUAUGUACUUGAUGCCUAAUAAGCAAGACCCUGUUGAUCUUACUCGACGGCUCGAAGACGCACGUAGGAUGGAAGAGUCUGCUGACAAAGAAAUGGAAGAAUUCGCAACCGCGUGCGCAGAGAUGAGCAUCAUGAGCACAGUAGAAGAAGACAGGGAGGGUCAAGGACUGAGAGCGGGUCGUCGCAAGCCAUACCAGCUCAGUGCAGCUCACGAAGAACGAAGAAAAGCUCUUAUUCAACGCCACUUCCGCAAAAGUUCCUCGGAGGUUACCAAUGGGUCUGGUUCCCCAGCAACGAGCAUAUAUCGCUCUACGGCAUACCGCAAUGCUCCCUCGCCUGAUCAGCACAUCCCACAAGCACCUUCACAGCCCCUCAUACGCUCCCACCUCUACGCAAACUUCUCCUACGCAAGACCCAACUCGCGACCUGCUCGUCCCCGUAAUACCCACCAUCCCAACAUCAUAUCACCAACACCCAUAUCCUCCCACCCCUCCACAAUCAUCGAUCAGGAGUUUAUAAACCCCCUCCGUCCCUUCUCGCUCUCAUCCCACACGGUAGAAAAUCCCAUCUCCCGCAGCCCCUCCCCUUCCUGGGAAGAUGUAGACUCCACAGUCUCAAACACUCCCCCGCCACUCCUCACCGACGACACAACCGCUAUCGCCGACCCUACUACUUCGCCUGAUACUCCUGCUCCCGUCGAGAUGCAAGAAGUUGACCCCGCCAACAACAAGUUCAAACAGCAUCUCGUCAUGGUAUACCAGAGUAUGCGUAUCUGGCAGCAGUCGUUCCAGCAGUACUGCAAGAGGAAGUACCAAGGUAAAAGAAGAGGUGUAAAACGUUCAAGGAGUACACGAGAACUGUCCCCUUCCUCGCUGAUCCGGUUCUUACAUCGUAGAGCGAUGAGGAAUCUGAAGAAUAAGUCUGGCGGUGGUGAUUCGUCACGACGCAAGAAAGCGUGGAAGCGUUGCGUCAAGUUCUCUUCUGCUCUCAAACUCAAGAGAGAUCGUGCGUAUGUACGCAUGCUUAGCGGAGGCUGGGACGCGAAUGACGCCCAUGGUGGUUUGAGAGGCAGAUGUGCUAGGAAGAGCACGGAUUUGAAGAUUUUGGCGAAACGGAUGGUGACGGUUUGGGUUAGAAUGGCCCGGGGAAGGGGAAUUAAGAAGGGGUUUCGAAAGGUGAAAAAGUUGAGGUUGAGGAGGCAGAAAAAGGAGUUUAUCAUAGUAAGUGCGAGGCCAGAUUUGAGUUGAGACAUGUUUUCGUUUCAAAGUAUUGUAAUGUAAAGUUUCUUAUUUCAUCUACAUCAUCUUUGAGUUUUAGGUAGUUGGUAUAUAUCUUUAUUUUCUUGGGAAUGCUAUCCGACAAUGCAUUAUGAUAAAUCAUGUUAAUAGAUUCUUGUGAAGUAUUUGUGGUGUCACAGAAAUGAAAUAGUGGAUUAUAACAAACUUUUAUCUACAGCGAACUGCAGAAUCAUGAUCUCUCAUAAUGUAUCCAACCAUUAUAUCUAGAGGCUUAUAGGUGGUACCAUACGGCAUGCGAAGGGUAUCUUGUCUUUUUGUAGUGUUCUUAGACCUGGUUCUCUACAGUGUGAAAGUGUACCUCUACUUCUCUUAACGCGUUGUGAUUUUUUAAUAGAGAUACUCUACAAAGUGCUUUUCUUUGAAAAGAUGCAUCUACAGAUAACAUAUUUAGAGAUACUACACAGUACUUCGCAUAUUA
Periconia digitata is the source of this 3610-nucleotide messenger RNA. The record is from the annotation of a GenBank genome assembly. NCBI's taxonomy places the organism in Eukaryota, Fungi, Ascomycota, Dothideomycetes, Pleosporales, Periconiaceae.